AUGCUCUCCACCCUUCGACCUACAGUCGCUCGUUCAGCUCUGCGCCAGCAGGCUGCGACCGCCACACAGGCAAUCCGCAUCGCGAACGCAUCGACAUGGGCAAACGUCAAGGAAGGACCUCCUGAUGCCAUCUUGGGCAUCACCGAGGCGUUCAAGAAGGAUAGCUUUCCUGAGAAGAUCAACCUGGGUGUGGGCGCAUAUCGCGAUGAUAAAGGCAAACCCUACGUCCUCCCGAGCGUGCGCACCGCCGAACAGAAAGUCGUCUCCUCCUCCCUCGAUAAAGAAUACGCAGGAAUCACCGGUGUGCCCUCGUUCACCAAGGCCGCAGCGCUGCUUGCCUACGGACCCAACUCCAAACCAAUCCAGGAAGACCGCAUCGCCAUAACUCAGUCCAUCUCCGGCACUGGAGCGCUGAGAAUAGGCGGUGCUUUCCUCGAACGCUUCUACCCGGGCGCAAAGACAAUCUACAUCCCCACCCCUUCGUGGGCGAACCACAGAGCCGUCUUUUCCGACUCGGGGCUCGAAGUUAAGCAGUACAAGUACUACAACAAGGACACCAUCGGCUUGGACUUCGACGGCAUGCUCGCGGACCUCAAGUCUUUCCCCACCGGCUCACUCGUUCUCCUGCAUGCCUGCGCACACAACCCCACCGGCAUCGACCCGACCGAGGAACAAUGGCAGCAGAUCGCCAAAGUCAUGAAGGAGAAGUCACACUACCCAUUCUUUGACAUGGCCUACCAGGGAUUUGCGAGUGGUGACACCAACAAGGACGCAUACGCCGUGCGCCUGUUCAUUGAGCAAGGCUUCGGUCUCUGUCUGUCACAGUCUUUCGCCAAGAACAUGGGUCUAUACGGCGAACGUGUGGGCGCCUUCAGCAUCGUGUGCGACAGCGCCGAGGAGAAGAAGCGGGUCGAGAGCCAGAUCAAGAUCCUCGUGCGUCCGUUGUAUUCCAACCCACCGGUCCACGGAGCCAGGAUUGCCAGUGAGAUUCUGAACGAUGCGGGGCUCAACAAGCAGUGGCUCGGUGAGGUCAAGGGCAUGGCAGACCGGAUCAUUGAGAUGAGGGCUCUGUUGAAGAAAAACCUCGAGUCGCUGGGAAGCAAGCAUAACUGGGAUCACAUCACGAAUCAGAUUGGCAUGUUUGCCUACACCGGCCUGACGGCCGAGCAGAUGGAUAAGUUGGCCAAAGAGCACUCUGUGUACGCGACCAAGGAUGGACGUAUCUCCGUUGCGGGCAUUACCACCGACAACGUCAAGAGAUUGGCAGAGUCGAUUUUCAAGGUGACUGGUUAA
Messenger RNA from Fonsecaea nubica, 1293 nucleotides. RefSeq lists its product as hypothetical. The transcript has 3 exons. Gene Ontology annotation, biological process: L-aspartate catabolic process; biosynthetic process. The record is from RefSeq and is a predicted model, not a curated record. Gene Ontology annotation, cellular component: mitochondrion. Bases 1 to 1293 code for a protein of 430 amino acids. NCBI's taxonomy places the organism in Eukaryota, Fungi, Ascomycota, Eurotiomycetes, Chaetothyriales, Herpotrichiellaceae. Gene Ontology annotation, molecular function: L-aspartate:2-oxoglutarate transaminase activity; pyridoxal phosphate binding.